AUUGUCAUAUUAUCUUGUCACAAAAUGUUUGUCGUUUGUAAGUUCGACAAGAAUUUCUAAUAAGUAUGCUGUAUUUUAGAUGAUAUUAGUUUUAAUGUAGAAUAUCAAAGUAUUUUGGAAUAGAAAACUGACACUGAUUUAAAAUGGAUAGUACAAUUUCACCCGUUAGCGAAGUUUUUAUAAACAAUGGUGAAAUUGAAUGGCAACCACUUGCUCUCACUUUAGUUGAAUAUCCAAAGGGUGAUCUAAUAGGUAAAUUUUUUGCACUCACCAGCUUAGCACCAUUUGGAAUUGGCGCUGGGUUUGUUACUCUAAUACUCUUUAGAAGGGAUCUUCACACAAUUGCAUUUUUUAUUGGCACAUUAAUCAAUGAGGCUCUAAAUAUUGUUUUGAAACAUUUAAUUUGUGAAUCAAGACCACUAGCAAGAGGACAUUUAUAUAAUGAAUAUGGAAUGCCAUCAUCACAUGCUCAAUUUACAUGGUUUUUUAGCAUUUAUGUCUUAUAUUUCUUUAUAAUAAGGCUGCAUCAUAUAAACAAUAAUAGUAUUAUAUCAGCAGUAUGGAGGGUUGUUAUAGUAGGCAGCUGUUUGGCUCUAGCUUUAAUUGUGAGUAUAGGACGAGUGUACCUACACUACCAUACUACAGCACAAGUAGUUGUAGGAGGUAUUAUAGGAUUCAUGUUUGCAACUAUAUGGUUCACUGUAGUACAUAGAGUACUAACACCGUAUUUCCCUCAACUAGUAAGUCUUAAGCUAUGUGAAAUGUUAAUGAUAAGAGAUACAACAUUAAUUCCCAAUGUGUUGUGGUUCGAGUACACCACAUCAAGACAGGAAGCUAGGACUCGUGGUCGCAAGAUGGCCGCGUUGAAGCCGACCCAAUGACGGUGCGCCUGCGCACGCUCCACGUACUGCAGCUUAAAGCGCGCGUGACGCUUGAUAGCCGCCGGAGUCAUAGCGCUUCUUGGCGGCUUUAUUAUAACAAAAUCAGAACCACGUUCAAUAUUAUCAUAUUGAAAAUUA
This is a messenger RNA of Danaus plexippus (monarch butterfly), 1019 nucleotides long. RefSeq names its product dolichyldiphosphatase 1-like. Lineage: Eukaryota; Metazoa; Arthropoda; Insecta; Lepidoptera; Nymphalidae. Gene Ontology annotation, biological process: lipid biosynthetic process; protein N-linked glycosylation. The record is from RefSeq and is a predicted model, not a curated record. Gene Ontology annotation, cellular component: endoplasmic reticulum membrane; intracellular membrane-bounded organelle. The transcript has 5 exons. The coding region runs from base 144 to 881 and encodes 245 amino acids. Gene Ontology annotation, molecular function: dolichyldiphosphatase activity.